Eleginops maclovinus (Patagonian blennie) is the source of this 2609-nucleotide messenger RNA. RefSeq names its product poly(rC)-binding protein 4-like. Gene Ontology annotation, biological process: negative regulation of mRNA splicing, via spliceosome. Lineage: Eukaryota; Metazoa; Chordata; Actinopteri; Perciformes; Eleginopidae. The record is from RefSeq and is a predicted model, not a curated record. Gene Ontology annotation, cellular component: nucleus; cytoplasm. The coding region runs from base 593 to 1981 and encodes 462 amino acids. The transcript is spliced from 14 exons. Gene Ontology annotation, molecular function: mRNA binding.
AACAGUUUGAUUAAAUUUCGCAAAUGUAAUUUCUGCUGUCAUGCUUUGAUUUCACACCCCACAGAGUCUCACUGAUCCGGAAUGUGUCAAUCUGCGGUGCGACGCACAGGGAAGAGGCGCACUGAGGUCCAGUAGGGACAGCCAGGAUCCACCACACCGACCGAGGCGGGGAUACAAACAUAAGCUCUUACUGGAGUCUUAAAGGCAGCUGAGCCAAAAAGGACUUGUUUUACUCAGAGAGCACUCUGUAUUCUCCCACGAGCUCCCGGUCUCGGUAAAUGUUGAUCAGGGUGUGCGGGGUGGUCUCCGCCUGCUUAUCUCUCAGUGUGUGCGUGUCUCUCCUCAGCGCACAGGCGCCCUGCACUCCAGUCUGCUGACACACCGCGAGGACAGUCCGCGCUACACGUCCGCGUCAUUGGACUCUAUGUGGAUACAAAGCCCGGUCACAACACACAUCCAUGGGGAUACUUUAGUGGCAACUGCAACCCAAGACCAUUUACAUGAGAACAGAGCGACACUGAAAGACACCGGAGAGCAAGAGAACGAGAGCUGGCCUUGGUUUGGUUGUGUGACCAGCGAAUGAACCUUGUUCAUGCGUCUCCCUGCGUGCCACUCCCACAUCACUAUGAACUGUGAGCAGGACUUUGCAGACGGGGGCUUGGGAGUGACCCUCACACUACGACUGCUCAUGCAUGGAAAGGAGGUCGGAAGCAUCAUAGGAAAGAAAGGAGAGACUGUGAAACGAAUACGAGAAGAGAGCAGUGCUCGCGUCAACAUCUCAGAGGGUUCCUGUCCGGAGAGGAUCAUCACCAUCACCGGCUCCACAGACUGCGUCUUCAGAGCUUUCACCAUGAUCACAUACAAGCUGGAGGAGGACCUGACUACGCUGGUGGCCAACGGCACCAUCAGCUCCAAGCCACCAGUCACCCUGCGGCUGGUCAUCCCUGCCAGCCAGUGUGGCUCUCUCAUUGGGAAGGGAGGGGCCAAGAUAAAAGAGAUCAGAGAGAGCACCGGAGCUCAGAUACAGGUGGCAGGGGAUUUGCUGCCCAACUCUACUGAGCGAGGGGUGACGAUAUCUGGGAAUCAGGAGUCUGUAAUCCAGUGUGUCAGACUCAUCUGCACAGUAAUCCUGGAGUCUCCCCCGAAGGGUGCCACUAUUCCCUAUCGACCAAGCCCUUCACCAGCUGCCCUCCUCAUCGCAGGGAACCAGGUGUAUGAAGCAUCAGAGUAUGCACCCCACCCUUUGUACUCCGUCACCCAAGGUGGCCUGGACCUCCAGCAGAACGCUGUCUUUCAGGCCUACACUUUGCAAAACCAAUACGGCAUUCCACACUCAGAGAUGGCCAAGCUUCAUCAGCUGUCAAUGCAGCAAGGCCUGAGUCCUAUUGCCCAGCCUGCUUCGACUAUCAUGCCUGGGAUGGACUCCAACUCUCAGACAUCUCAGGAGCUGCUUAUUCCCAAUGAUCUGAUCGGCUCGAUCAUCGGCCGUCAGGGCACUAAGAUCAACGAGAUCCGGCAGGUGUCGGGAGCCCAGAUAAAGAUUGGCAGCCAGCUGGAUGGGACGAGUGACCGUCACGUCACUAUCACAGGAACACCGGUCAGCAUCAACUUGGCCCAGUACCUCAUUACCUCCUGUUUAGAGACAGCCAAAUCCACAGCCCAGGCAGCCACUAUGGCAGCGCCAGUCGACCUCAACAUGGCCUUCACCCAGCAAGCCUCCCCAGCUGCCUCCCCCGCACCCACCCUGGCCACCAUGGGCGCCCUGACCCCGGCUCAUAUGCUGGGCACCCCAUAUGGUGCCAUGCCGCUCUCUGGCCUGUUGGGGAUGAAAUCCGUCCCCUUUCUGACUCUAUCAAGCCCCGGCCCCACUGUAGCCGUCACUGCAGCACCCUCCCACUCCACUCUGGCCGCAUACACCGCCAAAAUCUCCUCAGCCAACUGCAUCAAAAAGCCAGAGAGACAGAAGUUUGCUCCUUACUGAUGCAGCCUCUGGGCUCCGUGUCUGAAGAGUCAGAUGAAGGACAGCUGCAGUGUUCUUCCACAAAACGCCUGAUGUAGCCAUAUCCGCUGGCAGAGAUGCUCUUGACUUUUGUUCUUUGAUGCACCAACAGAGAAGAGACCAAUGGAGAUGUGGAUAAAGCUUUUAAAAGUUAUUUACGGUUAUAGAUAAUUUGUGAGUUUCCCAUGAAUUGAUGGACUGCUUUCAUCGUCACCUCAUCACUGUUAUUGAUCACACACAAAAAGGGCUGGAACCUCACCUGAGAAACACAUGUUUAAAUCACAGUUUUCACAUGUGUAUCUCAUGUUAGAGAUCAGCUUUUAAGUAUUUAUCCUUCAAUAAAUUUGUAAAUUAUACUCAGAUGAAAAAUGCUCUACUGUAUGAUGCUUUUCUACAAUGUCUAUGUUUGCUUCUUGAAGUUUUUAAGAAAAUUUGUAAAUGUCUGGGGGGGUUGGGAAUUUGUUUUAGUUUUUUAUUAAUCUGUGCUAUGGUACUGUACUUUACUGUUCAGUGUUAUGUUCAUUUUGUUGGAUUUUAUUUUGAAUGUGCAACUUGUUUAAUCUUUAUUUAUUAGUAUUGUUUCAUUUAUUAAAAGUCUUUUUUUUCCUGA